CUGCGCAAAUGUGAUGUGCGCAGACUUUUGCGUAGACAGGUCAUAGCGUAUGGACGGGCCUUUAGCACAAAGACUAUACUUCAUGCUUUGAAAAACCGCGUCAGCGUGUACACUUCGCAGUAAUCUGUGCAAAGGAGCAUCUGCGAUGUUUGGAAAUGAAAAAUAAAACAAAAUUGUUGCGACCGCACAUUUUGGAUUUUGACGCUAAUAGUUAUGAGAGAAAAUAUAGAGGUCAUAAAAAAAUGCAGUAUAAGUUAGAAACUUGCAUGAGGACAUAAGGUUAACAAAGCUUUGUUUGGUGAGAAAGCUGUAGUCGUGAUAGGCUAGUAUUUGCGACGUUAGGUACGAUGCAGUGUCAAAUAUAACGCGUUAUUGACACGCAACAUUUUACAGUAGUUUCUGUAGGUAAUGUAGCGUCAACAGACAGUGAUAUGGAGAUCAUCUUCCUCAAUACUGAGAUAAUGAAUGUUACUGAAUCAGUUGGUUAGGUAAAACUGUUUGGAAAUAAUGUACUGUUUCGAAGUAUUAAGCAUCAUAUAAUGGUGCCCUCAAAAGAAUAUAAGUGAGACAGUGUUAUGAAGAUAAAGUUUUGGUACUCUUAGCUGACGUUGGCCAAGUCCGUGUGCUACAAUACGCCUUAUUCAAUGUUUUACAAGAGACGCUGGACAUCUCUUCAACAGAAUGAAGGGUUUCAAAGUAUCUGAUGCUAAACGUACCAGGAGAGUGGGUGUUGCUUGCUGCUCUUUAGACGAGCUGAAGAAGAAAGGUCGGCUGAAGUUAAACAUUGAUGAGGAUGUGACAGUCCAGCUAGAAGAUGGUACAAUUGUUGAUGAUGAAGACUUCUUUCAGACCGUUAAGGAGCAGUCACUUCUUAUUUUACUUAAAGACGGAGAAGAUGCCAUCACAGGGGCAGAGCUACUGUACAGUGCAUUGAAGAUGGUAAAUAUUGAGUUAUUACAAGUAGGUGACUUAGCAGAGCAGUUUUUGUCAGAAAACCUUAAGGAAAAAAUGCAUGUCCUGACAUCAGCUGUUGAAAAAGCCAGAAAAAUGCAGACCGCAAAAGAACGAAAGGAGAAAGUGGUGAAAAGUCAUCGAAAAGAUGACCCUGAUUGGUUCGUAGGUAUUGAUACAAAUGCUGAUACAAAAGAGAAGUUCUUAUUUCAGCGUUCUCAGGAUCGAAUUAGAGGUUACUUUUACAAAACUCAGACUGCAAUUCAGAAAUCAGAAAUUUAUAAAAGAAAUAAAGUAGCACGGUCAAAAUUAAUUGAUGCUUGUACAAGUCUUACAAAUUACUUGAAGCAAAGACAGUACUUUGGAAGCUACUUUGAUAGAACUGCUGAAUCAACUCGUCUCUGUACAACAUUUGGUGACUUCCAAUGUCAAGGGUUGUUUUAUUCACCAUGUUGCGCCUACAGUCAUGUUAUUAACCCUUAUGAGAGCAGAGAAGCAAGAAUUAUGUUUUCAACAUGGAAUCUUGAUCACAGGAUUGAACGCAGCCGAGAGAUUGUGCCUGGAAUGUUAAAGGCGGCAAAGAUAGCAGCCCGAGAAGGAUACAUGAUAAAUUCAGAGUAUUUUUUUACAUUACUGUUUACUUUAGACAAUCUGAAACUUGUGCACGUCUUGUGUCAUGACAAAGGCAAACAUGAAAUGGGAUGUGAUGAAUCUAGGAUUGUAAUAAAAAAAUAAAUAAAGUACAAACUGGUCAUAAAGAGCAAGUACUGUGUUUAUGAAGUGACUCUGAUGGUUCAGAAUUAAGAGUUAUUUCUAAUUUAUGGAAAUUUAUGUGAAUGUUGUGUAUAUCUUUCAAUUAAAAGUUUUAAAGAAAUUUCCCACAUUACUUUUUUUAUGUAUUCCAUGAGUGAAGUUCAUUUUUUUACUGAUUUACUCUACAGAUAUUGUAAUUGUGUAUUGGCUGAAAUAUUCCAACUUAUUUAUAAUGAAACUAUAAAGGGUGACAGCCCAUAUAAAAUAAUUUUCAUGUGCUGCAUUGUGUAACUUUGUCCUGUAUGUCAACCAUUGACAAUACAACAAUAAUUGCAAAUCAA
Molecule: messenger RNA, 2045 nt
Organism: Schistocerca gregaria
Lineage: Eukaryota; Metazoa; Arthropoda; Insecta; Orthoptera; Acrididae
Gene: Drep4
Product: DNA fragmentation factor subunit beta
Exons: 6
Coding region: 682-1686 (334 amino acids)
Biological process (GO): apoptotic DNA fragmentation; apoptotic process
Cellular component (GO): nucleus; cytoplasm
Molecular function (GO): DNA endonuclease activity
Source: RefSeq, a predicted model, not a curated record